This is a messenger RNA of Cavia porcellus (domestic guinea pig), 1827 nucleotides long. It is a transcript of the gene Actl8, whose product is annotated as actin like 8. NCBI's taxonomy places the organism in Eukaryota, Metazoa, Chordata, Mammalia, Rodentia, Caviidae. Bases 250 to 1347 code for a protein of 365 amino acids. The transcript has 3 exons. The record is from RefSeq and is a predicted model, not a curated record.
AGAGGUCAGCUGGCCUCUGGAUUCCCCACUCUGUGCCGUGGGUCUCAGUGACUGUCCUGCACUGGUAACUGCCCUGGCCACUGCAGUUUCCUUGUGAACCUGGAAAUCAGGCCGAGGUGACACCCGCUCUCUGAGCAUGGUCUGCCGCCCUCACUGUGUUCCAGAUCCAGAAAGUGGCUGCACCAGGUGGCACUAGGUUACCAACGCCCUUGGGGACCCGUGUGGAGCCCUCCCACCUCUGCCUCGGCCAUGGCCACCAAAACUAUCAUCAUUGACCACGGGUCUGGCUUUCUGAAGGCGGGCCUGUCAGGCUGGAACCAGCCCCAGCUGAUCUGUCCGAGCGUGGUGAACUACAUCCCCUGCAGGGAGAACCCCGGCCCCAGCUACGCCCACAGACAGGUGAGCCUGGGCAUCGACCUCUGCAACCCCGACACCUUCAGCUACCCCAUCCAGCGCGGCCGCGUCAUCAACUGGGAAGGGGUGGAGCACAUCUGGAACUUCAUGCUACAGCACUACCGGGAGGACCACGAGGACUGUCCUGUGAUCCUCACCGAGUUCCCGCUGAAGGAGCCUGCGACCCGCAAGAAGACCCUGGAGAUCAUGUUCGAGCUCCAGGAAGUGCCUUCCCUGCUCCUGGCCGACCAGCUGGAGAUGUCCCUGUACGCCUCGGGGUGCCUAACUGGCGUGGUGAUUGACUCGGGCUUCGGCCUGACCCGCAUGCAGCCCUUCCUCCUGGGCCAGCCCCUGCCCGACAGCCAGAGGGCUGUGGAGUUCGCCGGCCAGGACCUCUCCACCUACCUCUUCAAAAGCAUCUUUAAGGAACGGAGUGACGAGCACAACCUUUACCAGAUGGACACGGUGGCCACGACACAGAUGAGCAAGUGUUACGUACCGACGAAUCUGGAGGAGGCGCUGGAAUUCCACCAGAACCUGCCCAGCGGCUCCGACGAGAGCAACACCUACCAGCUCCCAGAUGGCACCCGAGUGGAGCUGGCACCCCUGGAGCGGCUGGCGCCUGAGAUGUUCUUCAGCCCGCAGGUGUUCGGCCUGCAGGGCCCCAGCAUCUCCCAGGUCCUGGUGGAUUCCAUCAAGUCCUGUGAGGUCCCCGGGCAGCCGAUGCUGCUGUCCCACGUGGUGCCGUGUGGUGGAAACAGCCUGUACCCUGGCUUUACCAAGCGCCUGUGGAUGGAGCUGAACUCGGGUCAUUUCCCUUUCAAGGCCACCGUAUGGAUGGGCGAGAAAAGGCACUUCAGUGUGUGGCUGGGUGCCUCCGUGGUGGCCCACCUUUCUACCUACAAGUCCCAGUGGGUGGCCAGGCAGGAAUAUCUGGAAAGCAUGAGGCUGUGAUGGGCUGGCUGGCUCCCCGGAACAGACUCCUGUCAUGUGAGCCCCGGGGAUUACUUUUAGACAGGGAGUGGGGUUGCUGCUGGUUGUGGAGUCAGGAGGGCCAGCGGCAUUGUUUUAGGGUCAGAGGUUACAGCUUGUGCCAAGCGUGGGAUCCAAGCCCAGGGCGGACCAGUGUCAUCCCUGGAAUCCCCUCAGAGUCAGCACUCUCAGGAGGCCUCACGAGGUGACAGUGGCCAGCUGUCACCUCCCUGGCUGUCAGCUACUUAGCUUUCACAGCCCGUCUCUCUUGGGCUGUCUCAUCCUUGGUCAUUUGGGUUUUAACUGGGGAAGAGAACGGGACCUUUUUCAAGAGUCCCGAUUAUUUUUGAUUGGGAGUUGAGAGGGUGGGGGAAGGUUGAGGUUUCUAGUCUCGUAGACCCUUCGUGGCCAGGGAGACCCUUCGGAGGAACUAGGGUACCUUCCCACCCAUGAGGGCUGUGU